This is a messenger RNA of Galeopterus variegatus (Sunda flying lemur), 1830 nucleotides long. RefSeq names its product tRNA methyltransferase 10 homolog C (S. cerevisiae) (gene TRMT10C). The record is from RefSeq and is a predicted model, not a curated record. NCBI's taxonomy places the organism in Eukaryota, Metazoa, Chordata, Mammalia, Dermoptera, Cynocephalidae. Gene Ontology annotation, biological process: positive regulation of mitochondrial translation; mitochondrial tRNA 5'-end processing. Gene Ontology annotation, molecular function: tRNA binding. Gene Ontology annotation, cellular component: nucleus; mitochondrion; nucleoplasm. The coding region runs from base 133 to 1392 and encodes 419 amino acids. The transcript has 2 exons.
ACCGUGUGGACUUCGGCUAAGCUGCAGUGCGGGUACCUGGGCGGCGUUUCCCGGCGGAGUCCUUCGGCCUUCGUAGUUCUUUUACUUUGCGCCUGCGGGAGCCGUUGUCCUUGCACUUCUGAGUUUUCUUAUAUGUCUAUUUUCCUCAAGAUGAGUGUUAAUGUUACUUUCUUAAGACCUUUUACCCGGUUUUUGGUGCCAUUUACCAUUCAUACAGAGAGAAGGAAUUUAUAUUCAAGAAUUCUGCAGAGAUACAUGUCUUCCAAAAUACCAACUUUGUCCUACCCUAAUAAGGAGAGUACAUCCCCUCCUGAUCAGCUAGAAUUGGAUGGGUGGAAAACUACAAUGAAAUCUAGUGUGCAAGAAGAUGUUUCAACAGUCUCAAGCAGCAAGGAUGAAGAUCCUCUAGCAGCCACCAGAGAGUUAAUUGAGAUGUGGAGAUUGCUUGGCAGAGAAGUACCAGAACAUAUCACUGAAGAAGAGCUCAAAACCAUUAUGGAAUGUGCUUCUAAGUCAUCAAAAAAAAAAUAUUUAAAAUAUUUAUAUGUUAGGGAAAAAAUGAAAAAAGCUAAGCAAAUAAAAAAGGAAAUGAAAGCAGCUGCAAGGGAAGAAGUAAAAAAAGCCAAGCAGCUAGAAACCACUGAGGAAGAUAAACAGCGAAACUUUCUAUUUUUACGACUUUGGGAAAGGAAUAUGAACAUUGCAAUGGGCUGGAAGGGUAUCCAGGCCAUGCAGUUUGGGCAACCUUUGGUUUUUGACAUGGCUUAUGAUAAUUAUAUGAAACGACAAGAACUGCACAAUACUGUUUCCCAACUUUUAGAAAGUGAAGGAUGGAACAGAAGAAAUGUUGAUCCUUUCCAUAUUUAUUUUUGCAAUCUUAAAGUAGAUGGUGUUUAUUACAGAGAGUUAGCUAAACGUUAUGGAGAAAAAUGGGACAAAUUGCUUAUAACAACAACAGAAAAGUCUCAUGUAGAUUUAUUUCCAAAGGACAGUAUUAUAUAUUUAACUGCAGAUUCUCCCAAUGUUAUGACUACUUUCAAGCAUGACAAAAUCUAUGUAGUUGGCUCUUUUGUUGAUAAGAAUAUGCAGCCAGGCACAUCCCUAGCCAAUGCAAAACGGCUGAAGCUGGCAACAGAAUGCCUUCCAUUAGAUAAAUAUUUACAAUGGGACAUUGGUAACAAAAAUCUCACCUUAGAUCAAAUGAUGCGUAUUUUGUUAUGUCUGAAAAACAAUGGUAGUUGGGAAGAGGCUCUAACGUUUGUUCCCAGGAGGAAACAUACUGGUUUUCUGGAGAUUUCUCAGCACUCUCAAGAGUUUCUCCACAGAUUGAAGAUAGCAAAGACUUUUCCAAAAGGUCCUCUAAAUGUACAUGGCUUGAAUGAGAAAAUUUGAUAGCUUACAAAGUAAAUGGAUUAGGAAUACUCGUACAGUUCUAUCAGUAUAUUUCUUCCUUAAUAGAAUUUAUUCUCUUUCUUUUAAACGUAGUCUUUCCAAACUAAUUGCAGGGUUCUGUCUUUUCCCAAUUAAUUAAAUAUCUGCAAAACUUUGGGAAUGUAUUUUGUUUACUGUAAAAAGACACUUAAUCUGAAAAAGUAAAGAGUUGUCCAAGUUUGUUUAACAGAAUAAUCUUUAAAUGAACCUAGUAAAACUGUUGUACUGUAGGUGUGACUUUUUAAUGGAUUCUUUGAUUCUCAGACUCUGUUUUCCUUUUUAAAUGUUCUUUUAUCCAUGUCAACAACUAUCCUUUCGUAAAAAGUUAAUAUAGAAAAGAUUGCUAAAUUUAAGUAGUGGUUCACUUAUUAAAGUAAAGCAUUAGUACAAUGCUGAGGA